Molecule: messenger RNA, 1149 nt
Organism: Pedinophyceae sp. YPF-701
Lineage: Eukaryota; Viridiplantae; Chlorophyta; Pedinophyceae
Source: the annotation of a GenBank genome assembly
AUGCUCAGGCAAUCGAGCGCUGCGUGGCGCACCGUCGGCGCAACGAGGUGCCCGCGAACUCAGACACCCCCUUCGCCGACGACACACACCCCACACCUCCGCGGCGGGCUCGGGCACAACCGUCCAGGGCGCUGGCCAGAACCGGCACUGCACUGUCACGCCGGACAGAGCCGCGCAGCUGAUCGUCGCUCCCGCUGCCUCGACAGGCGUCGCGAGCUGCGUCAAGUUGCGAUGGGACGGGGCCGGCGCCAGCAGGGCCCGGGGCGGGAGAAGGGCAGCUUCGGGUACGGCGAUGCCGACGACGACGACAACACCAUGCGGUCACAGGACCGCAGCGAGCACUUCGCGGGGGGCCGCGGCGGCACGGGCGGGCGCGGCGGGGGAGGCACCGCUGGCAAGGCCGCUCGAGCGGGUCCCGAGUUCGUCCGCACGGUUCCGAAGUUCCUUCAGGCCCACGCAGACAUGCUGAAGAAGCCCGCGGACGACAUGGCCGGGACGCUGAUCGACGCAGCAAGGGAGCACGACGAGCGCGUCGCGGCGCGCGGCGUCGACGAGGCGCGGGAGCUCGCUGAGACGGCGGAGGAGCGCGAGGAGCGGGAGGUGCUCGAGCGGGCGAUGGCCGAGGCGGGGGAGGAGCUGGGCGAGGAGAUGGCCGCGGAGCUGGAGAAGAAGAAGGGGACGGAGGCGUUCAAGAAGGGGCGGUACCGGGAGGCGGUACAGCACUUCACCAAAUGCAUCUCCCUCAGGCCGCGCGACGAAGUGCUGUUCUCGAACAGGUCGGCCGCGUACUGCGCGCUGCAGGAGUACGACGCGGCGCUCGAGGACGCGCGGAAGUGCGUGCAGCUGCAGCCCCUGUGGGCCAAGGCCCACUCCCGCGUGGGCGCGGCGUUGCACGGGCUCGAGGACUUCGACGCCGCGGUCGAGGCGUACAGCAAGGGCCUGGACGUCGAGCCGGACAACAAGGCGCUCGAGGGCGCGAUCGAGAAGGCGCUGCGGGCCAAGGAGCGGCAGGCGGCGGGGGGCGCGGGGCCCAAGUUCCGCGCAAAGCGACCGCGGGUGGCCGAGGGCGGCGCGGGCGCGGGGGAGAAGAAGAAGGCGAAGGCGCGGGCCGCGGCGGGCGCCCUAUCCUUCGAGGACGAGGAGGUGUGA